Molecule: messenger RNA, 2007 nt
Organism: Sabethes cyaneus
Lineage: Eukaryota; Metazoa; Arthropoda; Insecta; Diptera; Culicidae
Gene: Ald1
Product: fructose-bisphosphate aldolase
Exons: 6
Coding region: 134-1228 (364 amino acids)
Biological process (GO): fructose 1,6-bisphosphate metabolic process; glycolytic process
Cellular component (GO): cytosol
Molecular function (GO): fructose-bisphosphate aldolase activity
Source: RefSeq, a predicted model, not a curated record
ACUCGUACUCAUAAUUCUGCUUGCAAUCUAACUCAUCGUUCAAACUGAGUGUGUACGCCUUCCAGUAAAGGUCGCUUGAAGCUCGUGUGUUUUCCUGGUGAAUUUUAAAUCGUUAACUCUCAAACUAAUCAACAUGACUACCUACUUCAACUACCCACCAAAGGAUGUCCAGGAGGAGCUGGCCCGCAUCGCCAAGGCUAUUGUUGCUCCCGGCAAGGGUAUUUUGGCUGCCGAUGAGUCGACCGCCACCUGCGGCAAGCGUUUCGCUGAUAUCGGCGUAGAGAACAACGAGGACAACCGCCGCCAGUACCGUCAGCUGCUGUUCACCGCCGACAAUCAAAUCUCGAACAACAUCUCCGGUGUCAUCCUGUUCCACGAGACACUGUACCAGAAGGCCGACGACGGUACCCCGCUGGCCGAGCUGUUGAAGAAGAAGGGAAUCCUGGCCGGUAUCAAAGUCGACAAGGGUGUCGUCGAUCUGUACGGCUCGGAAGGCGAAUGCACCACUCAGGGUCUGGACGAUCUGGGUGCACGCUGUGCUCAGUACAAGAAGGACGGUUGUGAUUUCGCCAAGUGGCGUUGCGUUCUGAAGAUCGGCAAGAACACCCCUAGCUAUCAGUCAAUCCUGGAGAAUGCUAACGUAUUGGCUCGCUACGCUUCCAUCUGUCAAUCACAGCGAAUUGUCCCGAUCGUCGAGCCUGAGAUCCUUCCCGACGGUGACCAUGAUCUGCAGCGUUGCCAGAAGGUUACCGAAACCGUGCUGGCCGCCGUGUACAAGGCGCUGAACGAUCACCACGUCUUCUUGGAGGGUACUCUGCUGAAGCCCAACAUGGUUACCGCUGGCCAGAGCUGCCCGAACAAGCCAUCAGCUCAGGACAUCGCUUUGGCCACCGUGUUGGCUCUGCGUCGCACCGUUCCGGCUGCCGUGCCCGGAGUUACCUUCCUGUCGGGAGGACAGUCCGAGGAGGAAGCUUCCGUCAAUCUGAACGCCAUCAACCAGGUACCGCUACUGAGACCGUGGGCUCUUACCUUCUCGUAUGGACGUGCCCUGCAAGCUUCGGUACUGCGAGCCUGGGGUGGUAAGAAGGAGAACAUCAAGGCUGGUCAGGACGAGCUCAUCAAGCGCGCCAAGGCCAACGGACUGGCAUGCCAAGCAAAGUAUGAGGCCGGUUCUAUUCCUUCCUAUGCCGCCAACGCUAGCCUGUUUGUGAAAGCGCAUGCCUAUUAAAAGACGUAGCCAACAAUAAUGGCAAGAUUGUGCUCGAUCAAUCCGACUGCUAUGAGAUAGCUUCCAAAAGAAAUCUUUACACCUCACACACCUCACAUUGAUUGGCAUCAGCAGCGGCAGCAGCAAAAUCAACAAUAAUACAAUAAGCACAACAAAGAGCGGACAUGUUAUUAAUAGCACUUACUCUAUUGCUAAGAUUCUAUCAAUAUCACUAACACACACGCACACAAACACGCAAACGCACAAAAGCACACAAUCGUUUUCAGGUUUAGCCAACUGUGCACUGCCCUCACAACAAAACGAUAGACAUAGAAAAAGUAUAGAUGAGACUAACACCUUCAUGCAAGCAAUUUGCGACAGAAUAGAUUGCAGGAUUUCCUUGCUUUUACACUAAAUCUUGAAACGAUACGAUCUUUUGCACAUUUUUAGUAUGAUUUCAACACUUUUUGUUGUUAGCUGUAUUGUGUGCCUAACCUUCUAAAUUUUGCUUACUAUACCCUCAAAAGGAGAUUGAAGCAACUGUUCUAGUAUGCAGAAGCUGGUCGCAUAAGCAUUCCAUUUGCUGUCAAUUGGCAACCGAUACGUAUGAAUACGUUGCUUGAAUCUUCUCCCCUUUUUUUAAGGUUUUCUUUUCCGUUAUAUGUGUUAUAGAACUAUAGAUUACUUUAAUGUUGACGGUUCAAUAGAUGACAAAAGUAUCGGUUGAGUGCAUUUUAGCUUGAACAAGUUUAUGAUUUUGUACAAAAAAUAUACGCUUCCAACUGCAAUUGGCUUAUGUU